CAAUUUGUUCUGGUUUCCAUAAAUGGAACGUCACUUGUUGUCUGUCACGAAUUAAUUUACAAUUUUAUUAUUUUUAGAAGAAAUUAUCGUAUUUAGAGGAAAAAGAAUCAGCAAACAGCAUCAUGGCGAGUGAGAGCAGCUCAGCGGUGCUGGAGCUGAACGACGCUGAUGCUGAAGACACGGAGGCUACCACCGUGACUGAUGAUGCUCACGAGGGAGUACCGCUGAUUAUGGAACACGGAUAUGACAUCGCUGUUAAGGUGGACGCUCCGAUGAAGCAGUUGUCGACGUUAGAGACGUACGUGACGUACAGAGUGCGCUGUGUCUGCGCUCGGUGGCCGACACCGCCUUAUGUACGGAGGCGAUAUAAUCAUUUCAAGGUCCUCCACCGUCGGCUGAGUACGUCUCACCCCCUCCUCGCCCCCCCUCCGCUCCCCCCGCUACACUCCGCGCGACAACAGCUCGACAGAUACUCGCCAUCAUUCGUCGCUCUACGGACCUGUGCGCUUAAUGCUUUCCUGGAACGAGUAGCGAAGCACCCAAUUCUGACACACAGUGAAGAUUUCAGAAUAUUUCUGACUACACCUGAUGAUGAAUUGGAAAAGGUAUUUAAAAGUGAAAAUAGCGCGCUAAACCUGUGGGGGUUCAGCAGCGCCCUCUACGGCUCCGGUGAAACGAAAACUACGAAUGGACCACGAGUAAAAGACCCAGAGUUCACGUCAGCGGCGGACUACCUACAGUCCCUCCAACAGAAGCUGAGCACCCUCUGUUCCCUGACGACCAAGUUACAUAAGAGUUCCCUCGCACUCAGCACUGAGUAUACCGCUAUGAAACGCGCCUGUGACGCUUGGACGUCCCAAAGUUCGGGUUUAACAGCGCGGGGGACGGCGGGAUGCGCGGCGGGAGCGGCACGGGCGGGGGGUGCCGGGGGCGGCCCGGGGGGACGACCCCCUCUACAGUCGAGGGCACUACUACCUUUACUAGCAGCAUACGCAGCCGCUCAUGUACAGAAGAUAUCGCAAAGGGAUCAGAUACAUGCUGCAUACGUUGCGGGGACCAAUACGACAGAUGAUCUGCAUAACAGGUUAGAACAGGCGUCAGAAGCUCUCCGGUCCGAACUAUCGGACUGGAUACCAAAAACAAGAUCAGAAAUCAAAGCCCUACUCCUAGAUUUGACUGACAGGCAAGUCAACCAAUACACCCAAGCGGUCCACGGCUGGGAACAGGGCCUCAAACUAGCAAGCGAAACAAAUAUAGGCGAUAUUUUCAAAACAGUUUCAAAAACAGCUGUUCAGAACUUAUCUCCGUCUCGCUGUCUAUCAGAGAUGACGCCGACAGAAACUGAACGAGAUUUAGAUGAUUACAGCGAAGAAUUUGAUCCAACAAGCCAUGAAGAUUUUGAUAAUCAUGUCUUAGAUGAUGCUAGCGAGAAAAUCGUUGCUGAUAAUCAAAUCGAUGGUGAGUCGAAUCUCGAAAGUACUGUUAAAAGUAGUGAUGAUGUUUUAAAUGAGAUUUUAGAAGAUAGUAAAGCUACUGAUGUUAGGCCUUUGGAGUCAAAAAAUGCUAGUACAACUGAUCCUUUAAGAGAUUUCACCGAUGUUGAUCUAUCAUGAUUUUAUGAUUCCAUUUUUUAUGGUCUUCUCAAAGAUUUUUAGCAAAGGGACUGGCAGAGAUGUAAGUUAGGUAGCAAAUUAAAAGGUGUACCCCAAGGUUUUUCACUUGGACCAACUCGAAUUUUUGCGUGGAUUUUAGUGUGUAAAUUGAGUAAUUACAUUUGAUAUUGUGUUAAAUAGGUUUUGAAAGAUUGGGAGUAAAAAAAUAUAAUGUUCAGUCAACUGAUUUUAUUUAAUAAAGAUGUUUUUUGUGGUAAAAAAUGCUAAUGGCCGUUUUUACCAAUGACCCCUUAAGCUGUCACUUAAGUAAGAGUCACUUUGCGUGAUGAAGUACCUAAACUAGCCUAGCUUACGUGUACUGUGAAGUGUCAUUAAUAGGUUGGUGAAAACAUGUCAUUAACUAUCACCUAUAUUAGCUUAGGGGUUCAUUUAGUGGAAACGGUCAUUAAUUGCUGUCGAUAUAUUAGACACGAUAGAAAAGAAGAACACACAUUAUGUCUCACUUAGUUCUGCGUUUCGAGACUUCACAGGUUAAUAGACUGGAGUUUCAGAAUAGGUCUUCCUCUUUCAAAUAGUGCCUAAAUCCACCAGUCCCAGGUUUCAUAAAUAUAGCUAGAAUUGGGAGGAAAGAAUCGGAGCCACUAACGCUUUUUUUAAAUAUAUAACUGAAAAAAAAAUUUCUUCUGCAAAAAAUAAUAAACUACCUUGUUGGCCGAGUG
Spodoptera litura is the source of this 2332-nucleotide messenger RNA. RefSeq names its product sorting nexin-7. Gene Ontology annotation, cellular component: phagophore assembly site; early endosome. Gene Ontology annotation, biological process: piecemeal microautophagy of the nucleus; reticulophagy; endocytic recycling. Lineage: Eukaryota; Metazoa; Arthropoda; Insecta; Lepidoptera; Noctuidae. Gene Ontology annotation, molecular function: phosphatidylinositol binding. The record is from RefSeq and is a predicted model, not a curated record.